CACUAUAUUAUGUCAGUUAUUAAUGAAAGCAAAGCUGAAAAUGUGCUGUUAUAUCAGCAAAUAUUUCAGGUUUCAUUAACUGAGGGACCAAUAUCAAAAGUUAUUUUUGCAAUUUUAAUGUCGCUGUUCUUUAUCUAUUUAAAUGCCAUCAUGGUCUACACUCUUUGGAAUAAGUCUGUUUUUAAAGAGACUCCACGUUACAUUCUGUUUACCUACAUGCUUCUGAAUGAUUCCAUACAGCUCUGUGUUACCUCUUUUUUGUAUAUUUUAGGUCUGGCGUAUCUCAAGAUUGUCAUGGCUGCUUGUGCUUUUUUAGUUUUUGUUGCAGAAACAACUUUUCUUAAUGCACCUUUAAACCUGGCUGUGAUGUCAUUAGAGCGUUAUGUGGCUAUAUGCUUUCCUUUAAGACAUGCUGAAAUAGCCACUCAGAAAAGGACUUUUAUUGCUAUUGGAGUCAUUUGGUUCAUGGGUUCCAUAAAUUUAAUAAUUGACUUGUUUUACAGUGUAGUUUUGGAUCCUAAACUUUUAACUUCACAAACAUUUUGCACAAGAGAAAGGCUUUUCAUAAAGCAAUGGCAAGUAGAUCUUCAUCAGAGCUUUAACAUCUUCUUAUUUGUCUCAGUCUCUAUGAUUAUUCUUUUCACUUAUGUCAGAAUUUUGAUAACAACCAGAUCCAUUUCCUCCAGUAAACAUUCUGCUACAAAAGCCCACAAGACCGUGCUGCUGCACCUCAUUCAGCUGGGCCUGUGCCUUACUUCUUUUCUCUAUGGCAUUAUUGAGCAAGCUGCAGCAACGACCAGCAGCAGCCGCCUCUUUGUGGAACUGCAAUAUUUAAAUUAUUUAUUUGUUCUGAUCUUGCCACGCUGCCUGAGCCCACUCAUCUAUGGACUGAGAGAUGAUGCUUUACGGCCCUUAUUUAUCUACUACUUUCACUGUGCCACAUGCAAAGGCAGGUCUACAGUCAAUGUACACUAA
This is a messenger RNA of Clarias gariepinus (North African catfish), 975 nucleotides long. RefSeq names its product odorant receptor 131-2-like. Gene Ontology annotation, molecular function: G protein-coupled receptor activity. Gene Ontology annotation, cellular component: membrane. Gene Ontology annotation, biological process: G protein-coupled receptor signaling pathway. Bases 10 to 975 code for a protein of 321 amino acids. NCBI's taxonomy places the organism in Eukaryota, Metazoa, Chordata, Actinopteri, Siluriformes, Clariidae. The transcript has a single exon. The record is from RefSeq and is a predicted model, not a curated record.